CGCACGCGUAGAGCGUAGAGGAGGCCAUGUUAAAGUUACAGUGAAGUCAGCCUUGAUUUUUUUCUGACGACGUAUGUUUAUAUUGUUUGUUUCCCGUUGUUUGUUGAGCCAGAGUCCCAACAAACAGAACGGUUGGAUAAAGAAACUGGAGUUCUAAAAAUGAAUUCCAGUUUCGACCUUUCAAGGCGAAAUCCGCAGGAGGAUUUCGAGCUCAUACAGAGAAUUGGAAGCGGGACCUACGGAGAUGUGUACAAGGCUCGAAAUGUCACCACAGGGGAGCUGGCAGCCAUCAAGGUCAUCAAACUGGAGCCUGGGGAGGACUUUGCGGUGGUGCAGCAGGAGAUCGUCAUGAUGAAGGACUGUAAGCACUCUAACAUCGUGGCCUACUUCGGCAGUUACCUGAGGAGAGAUAAGUUAUGGAUAUGUAUGGAGCAUUGCGGGGGCGGGUCCCUUCAAGACAUAUAUCACGUGACGGGCCCUCUCACGGAGUCGCAAAUAGCCUACGUGUCGAGGGAGACUCUGCAGGGGCUGUAUUAUCUACACAACAAAGGGAAAAUGCACAGAGAUAUUAAGGGAGCAAACAUACUGUUGACCGACAACGGAUAUGUCAAACUAGCUGACUUUGGCGUCUCUGCACAAAUCACAAUGACAAUAGCCAAGAGAAAAUCCUUCAUUGGCACACCUUACUGGAUGGCACCAGAGGUGGCAGCAGUGGAGAGGAAGGGCGGGUACAACCACCUGUGUGACAUCUGGGCGGUGGGCAUCACAGCCAUCGAGCUGGCAGAGUUGCAGCCACCCAUGUUUGACCUGCAUCCGAUGAGGGCCCUGUUCUUGAUGACCAAAAGUAACUUCCAGCCUCCCAAGUUGAAAGACAAGGUGAAAUGGACCAAUAAUUUUCAUCAUUUUGUGAAGAUAUCCCUGACAAAAAACCCUAAGAAGAGGCCUUCUGCAGACAAGCUGUUACAGCAUCCCUUUGUAUCCCAGCCGCUGAGUCGGACACUGGCCAUCGAGCUACUGGACAAGGCGAGCAACCCGGACCACUCCACAUACGAUGACCACUUUGAUGACGAGGAGACAGAGCCCGAGACUCCUGUGUCUGUGCCUCAUCGGAUCCCCUCAGGGAACACGCGGGAGGGGAAAACGCUCUCUGAGAUCAACUUUGACCAAGUCAAGUUUGAUCUCGUACGUAGAAAGGAGACUGAACCAUAUCAUGACCUACACGACUCUGACGAUUUUUUGGACUGUGAGGAAGAUAUAUACUACACUGCAAGAUCUAAUCUGGACUUGCAAAUGGACUAUGAAGACGGAUCUCCCAAAGGUUCCAUCUUGGGUGGAAAUAAGAGUCUUUUGAAAUCGGUUGAAGAGGAGCUAAACCAAAGGGGACACGAGACUCACUUAGAAGACGACGAGGAUGAUGAUGGCGGCAACAACGCGGAUUCCGUGAAUGGGGAAGACGCCAUUAACGAAGAUGAAGAUGAGACGCUACACUCUAAGGGCUCAACCAUGCGACCCAAAGUGCCUCCACCGCCUCCUCCAACCAAGGAGAAGGCCAUUCCCACCUCACUGGAAGACUCCCCAACCCACCAGGGCUCCCCCAGUGACCAUGACAACCACCAAGGGACCAUAAAGCGUUGCCCCAUGUCGGAAAGCCCUGCCCGGUCAGCCACACAUGGCCCUCCCAGACCGCCGCCCCCCAAACUCCCCCCACACAAGCUCAGCAGCUUAGGCAAUGGAGUUAGUUCGACAGACGUGAGCAGUGAUGCUGGGGCCGAAAAGCAGUCUACUACGCCCCCUAGUGGUACUACAAGGAAAGACAGGAAAGAAAUUCCGAAACCUAUCAGUAACGGCCUCCCCCCCACCCCGAAAGUCCAUAUGGGUGCUUGUUUCUCAAAAGUCUUCAAUGGCUGUCCUCUCAAAAUACACUGUGCUGCAUCCUGGAUCAAUCCCGAUACAAGAGACCAGUAUCUCAUAUUUGGAGCAGAAGAGGGCAUUUACACGUUAAAUCUGAAUGAGCUGCAUGAAAAUUGUAUGGAGCAGCUGUUUCCCCGAAGGUGUACGUGGGUUUACGUCAUGAGUAAUAGUUUACUCUCCAUAUCUGGAAAAGCCUCCCAGCUGUACUGCCACAACCUGGCAGGUCUGUUUGAGCAUGCUCGGCAGAUGCAGAAGCUACCUGUGGCCAUUCCUACGCACAGGCUCCCUGAUAAAAUCAUUCCAAGGAAGUUUUCCAUCUCCAAUAAGAUUCCUGACACUAAAGGGUGUCAAAAAUGUUGUGUUGUGAGGAAUCCCUACACGGGCCAUAAGUACUUGUGUGGAGCAUUUCAGUCAAGUGUGGUCCUUUUGGAGUGGGUGGAGCCCAUGCAGAAGUUCAUGCUUGUCAAGAACAUCGAAUUCCACCUGCCCUGCCCACUUGAGGUGUUUGAGAUGUUGGUGGUGCCGGAGCACCCGUACCCCCUCAUCUGUAUGGGUGUCAGCAAGGGUGCAGAGUUCAACCAAGUGGUGUGUUUUGAAACCCUGGACCCGAACUCCACUUCUCCUUGGUUUGAUGAAUCUGACAAUCCACAGACCUGUGUUAUCCACGUGACUCAGCUGGAACGAGACACCAUUUUGGUCUGCCUGGAUCGGUGCAUUAAGAUUGUGAAUCUGCAGGGGAGGUUGAAGUCCAGCAGGAAACUCUCAGCCGAACUGACGUUUAAUUUCCAGAUUGAGGCAAUAGUUUGUCUUCAAGACAGUGUUCUGGCAUUUUGGAGGCAUGGUAUGCAGGGGCGCAGCUUCAAAUCCAAUGAGAUUACGCAAGAGAUCUCAGACAACACAAGAAUGUUCCGGCUUCUUGGAUCAGACAGGGUGGUGGUGCUGGAAAGCAGACCUACGGACCACCCCACAGAACACAGCAACCUCUAUAUCUUAGCGGGCCAUGAGAACAGUUACUGAAGUGGAAUGUGCAACACUUGGAUGGGAACAAGGACAGGAGUCAAACCCCAUAUGAAGUGAUUUCUUUUUUUUAACUACACGUGAAGUUGCUUUUUUCUGCAAGGUAAUGCUGUUGCUGCUGUUGUAGAAGAGUAAUCAGGACUGGUUUAGACGGUAGUUAAACUACAUUGUGAUUUAAUUUUGAAAUCAAUUUGUAAUAUGGUUGAGCAUUUAAGGCAGUGUUGGGAACAAUCUAUAAUGCAAGAACAAAACCGCUCAACCUUACAUAGCAAUAAAGUUACUAAGCAAUAAAAAAAGUGUACACUUGAGCAGAGCAAUAUCAGCAACUUUAUGGAAUGUGUGGAUAAUUAAUUAAUUAUUGAAACAUUUCCUGACCCCACACUCCAUAGUAAAGGAGUUGACCUUGAGUUGACCUUGAUUCAAAUUGUUUUAUUGUAAUUUUUUUAUUUGUUUGUAGGUGACUACAAUAACCAACCUGUGAACCAAGUAUAGUGAUAGCAUGUGCCAUUUAGCCAACUUGUCUUUUUCAGAGACUGUCAGAUCCCUAUAGAUUGCGUAAUAUUCCACACAGACAGAUGCCAUGCUUCAGAUUUGAUUGUCUUCUGAUGGGUUAAUGUCAAUUUUCCAGACGCUCUCAGAUCUUGAUCAAUGUCUGGAAUAUGAGGCUUAGUAAGAUGUGAUUCGAUCAUGGAGAUGAAAUGUUUCAAAGAAGAGAAUGGCUAGACUGAGAAGUGAAGUGAAACAGAGCUUGGAGAAUGAGACAGUGUGGAUUUCCAGACUUACAGACCUAGAAUUUACUGCAAACGUUGUCGUCGUCCCCCCACACACACGCACCUCUAUCCUAAGAAUAGCAUGUUACAUCACGCACUAAGUGCUUGACAGAAGUGUAUGUAUUUAAUGUAAAUAGAAUAUUUAGGCUGUACACUGACCAUGUACUGUAGAUAUUCUAGCAUAUGUUGUACAGCUGUGCCCUUGCUUGACAUUUGUCAAAAACUGCUGCCUAAGGUUUGCGGGGUACUGCCUCAAAGGGCUUUUUUGAGUCAUUCAAACCAACAAAAGUAGUUUGGACCACAAAGUGCAAACUGUUGGUCCAUCAUUCAUCAGAUGCAUUUCUUUGUUUUUAUUUGUUUUAUGUUGAACCACCUUCUUUAAAUUAAGCCAUAUAGAGAUAUGUUAUUUGCUUUUUACGCUGUUUUAUUUCAGAUCUUGUAUGAUUUAUAUUCCCCUUGCUCAGACAUGCACUGGCUAUAAAAUCUGCACGUAGUAGCUUAAUAAACAUGGUAUGUAUCCAUACAGUACAUUUAGGCUAUAAGUAAAUUAUACUAAUAAAAGCAUCAUGCAGGAGUGCAUAGGCUGCGUUACAUUUGACAUAUUGCUAGAAACAGAAACAUAACCUGUUAUGUGAAAUCGAAGCAAUAGAAUACACUACAUGUUUUAGAAAUAAUACCAACCUGUUACACAAAAUACAAUUACAAAUCAGUUACACGUAUGAAAAACACAACUUAUGUUUUAUCAUAUUGAGGUGUUCCGGGUUGAAUAUUUGCCAUAGUUCAUGUGCCACUUACUGUUAAUGUUUUUCUGUUACGUUUCAUGCUGGAAACAAGGUGGGAAUACUUUUGGCCAAAUUCAUUUUUACAGUUUAUUGUUCCUUUUCCCCCCAAAUGACCAUAAUGUAGGUCUUUUCAUUGUCUGUUUCCAUAUUGAUUCAUUGUAAAUAAUGUACAAUAAAAAUUUUGGUUUACAAACUA
This is a messenger RNA of Osmerus eperlanus (European smelt), 4676 nucleotides long. RefSeq names its product mitogen-activated protein kinase kinase kinase kinase 3a (gene map4k3a). The record is from RefSeq and is a predicted model, not a curated record. The transcript has 34 exons. Gene Ontology annotation, molecular function: MAP kinase kinase kinase kinase activity; ATP binding. Gene Ontology annotation, biological process: intracellular signal transduction; protein phosphorylation. Bases 160 to 2928 code for a protein of 922 amino acids. Gene Ontology annotation, cellular component: cytoplasm. NCBI's taxonomy places the organism in Eukaryota, Metazoa, Chordata, Actinopteri, Osmeriformes, Osmeridae.